Messenger RNA from Archocentrus centrarchus (flier cichlid), 4506 nucleotides. RefSeq names its product ring finger protein 144aa (gene rnf144aa). The transcript is spliced from 8 exons. Gene Ontology annotation, biological process: protein ubiquitination. The record is from RefSeq and is a predicted model, not a curated record. NCBI's taxonomy places the organism in Eukaryota, Metazoa, Chordata, Actinopteri, Cichliformes, Cichlidae. Bases 490 to 1377 code for a protein of 295 amino acids. Gene Ontology annotation, molecular function: ubiquitin-protein transferase activity; zinc ion binding.
UUCUUUCCACCAAGGUUGUGUAUUGCUUUUUGUACGAUUGUGUGAUAUUGUGCACUCUUCUGUAACCGAGAGUAGACCGCUGUUCCGGUGUACAAACAGUCCUCCUGUUAAGCAAAACAGAAAGGAGAGUGUCAGCUGCAGCUUGUGCUUCCCACUGGUUUGCUUAUUUAUCUACGGCGUUUUUUUUUUUUGUUUUGCGUCGAUGUUUUUUUUGGUGUCAGGGCUUCACCAGGGCUCGAACUCAGGCGCUGUCGGCGACAGUAGCGGGUCAAAUGUGUCCACCCCGACGUUUCAGGGAUACAUAAUGAAUAUGGGCAUCACCCCUUCAGAGGUAUCCUCCUUCUCCUCCUCCUCAUCAUCCUCCUCCUCCGCUUGACUGGUUGGCCGCCUGUACGUUAAUCCAAUUCAAGAGAUCAUCUCUUCAGCCCUUCCUGAGGUUACACUAUCAAGACGGCGUUAUCCCAGAAAGCCAGCUCGGUGGCGGUGAAGAUGACCACGGCGCGGUACCGUCCCACAUGGGAGCUGGCCGUGGACCCUCUGGUGUCAUGUAAGCUGUGCCUUGGAGAGUUCCCUCUGGAGCAGAUGACCACCAUCACACAGUGCCAAUGUGUCUUCUGUACACUGUGCCUGAAGCAGUAUGUGGAACUCCUGAUUAAAGAUGGCCUUGAAACUGCAAUUAGCUGUCCGGACUCUGCCUGUCCUAAAAGAGGACACUUGCAAGAAAAUGAGAUUGAGUGCAUGGUGGCCACAGAGAUGAUGCAGAGAUACAAGAAACUUCAGUUUGAAAGGGAGGUAUUGCUGGACCCGUGCCGAACAUGGUGCCCUUCCUCAACCUGCCAGGCAGUGUGCCAACUGAAGGAAGCAGAUUCUCCAGCUCUGCCCCAGCUGGUCCAAUGUGCUGUCUGUGCCCUCGAGUUCUGCUCGGCCUGCAAGGCCAACUGGCACCCCGGGCAGGCCUGCCAGGAGAACAACCUGCCCAUUACCUCCUUCCUACCAGGAGAAAACAGCUCCUUCUACAAGAACGAAGAGGAUGAUGCACCAAUCAAGCGCUGUCCUAAAUGUAAAGUUUACAUUGAGAGGGACGAGGGCUGUGCACAGAUGAUGUGCAAGAACUGCAAACAUGCCUUCUGCUGGUACUGUCUGGAAUCCUUGGAUGAUGACUUUCUCCUGAUCCACUAUGACAAAGGGCCCUGUCGAAACAAACUGGGGCACUCCAGGGCGUCUGUUAUCUGGCACAGAACACAGGUUGUGGGAAUCUUUGCUGGCUUUGGCCUGCUCCUGCUGGUUGCUUCUCCCUUCCUCCUUUUGGCUACUCCCAUCGUCCUCUGCUGCAAGUGCAAGUGCAGCAAAGGCGAUGAUGACCCACUGCCAACCUAAAAACACCAUCGGAGUUGGCACUGGGAGCCGCUUCAAGGAUGGGCCAUCAAUUUUUAUUUUUUUUGUCCUUUUCACCCCUUUUUGCUUUUUUUUUUUUUUCCCCCUCUCUCUCCAUCCCACCAGCUUAGAGAGCUUAAUUUUUUGGGGCUGAGCCUGCACCAGCCCUAGCCGCUUUGGGAUCCAUUGCUCUGCAUGAGGGAGGCAUGGUAGAAAAGCGCUCCUACACGUUGGUCUGAAGAGAGGUGCAGGGGUCAAAGAUCAGUGGAGAUUAGACUUGUUGAGGGACCAUUGUGUCCAAGUGUAUAAGAAGUUGCUGGAUUGGGGAUGCGGAGGAUGACUGCACCUCUUCAGCUGGCCCCCCGAGCUGUGGGUUACUGUGGUGUUGUACCUUGGCGGGUCAUUACAAAUGAAGGAAACAUCGACGCUAAGAAAUGACUUUCUCUUGUAUGGACAGUGUCAUGCAGGAGCCACCUUAGAAAGAACUCUUACUUUAUCGCCGCUCUGUUUUGUCGGUUUGUUAUGCGCAACAACAGCUUUCCCCCCCUCAGCACCACACUCGAUGUAGCUCUACAGAUUCAGUCAGUAGCAUAAUAGAGUUACACCACAGAUCUUUGGUGUUCACUCAAUUUGCACACAGAACAUGAUUUCUUUUGUCAUGUUUGCGACUGAGGUAGAGAUGGGAGGCUACCGUCACUCUCAGCUCAGUGUAUAGCACGUCCUCUUGAUGAUGUCAGUGUUUUAUAAUCCUGCGCUUUUAAUAGAACUGUGCUCAAAGUAGUGUCUAUGUGUUGUACUUUACAGUGUUUUCCAACUGUUAGGCAAACGUAUUAAAGGGGACUGCCACUCAAAUCAAAAAAGUACAGUUUUUCUGUGGUAAAAUGAUAAUCGUGUCUUGUUUGGUUAACUAUCAGCUUACAUUUUAAACCCAUCCUGGUAUCACUGUCUUUGUGUUCUACAUUCAGUUCUUUUUUUUUUUUGGAUAUUUACAAACAGAUGUCACAAAUUGAGUGGUACUCCCCUUUAGCAUUAAGUGGACCUCUAUCAAAGGACCUCGUAUCCACCUGCUGUGGAGCCAUUUGAAUUUAAUUCCCUAAAAGAGAUGUCACUCCUGUAUUUCUCAGUCCCAAGUGGUGAUCUAGCCAAAUAGAAAUGAAUAGCCUUAAUUUAUGAGUAGUCAAAAUCAGGCAUGCCCCCCAUGCACUAAAAGAACAAGUCAGAUCCAGAUGAUCCCAGGGAAAGCAUGUUUAAAGGCAUUUUUUAAAGGACUGCAGUCAGUGAAGCCCUUUAUAUCCAGAUGAUUCUAUGAUGUCAUUCAUAUGCCACAAUGUUAAUAGCCAUGCUGUUUAAAAAAAAGAGUGGAAAAUAAGAAAAUAAUUGUUCUAAAACGGUGUUCUUUGUGACCUAGGCCUUGUAUUUUCUAAGCCUCUUUAAGCUGGAGAGCUGAUCAGCAUCAAUCUAACUAUGGUUGAGAAUGAUCUCAAGAUCUACUUGGAUCAAAUCUCCCACUUUUUGAGUCUAACAAAUACCUGCUGGCCCAAACUGCAAACUUGCAUACGUUAGUGGUCCGAGUGUCUGUUUUGUUUUGUUGGUAGUUAGACCUCCAACAAAAAGCAGCUAUUCCUUGCAGGAAUGUCAGAAAAGCCUAUAGAGUAAAUUAAAAAAAAAAAAAAGCAUGUUAAAUCUUUGGGCACAUCAAUAUCGAGCUGCUCUAAACUAUAUCACUUUAUCUAUGCAAGUUUGUGCAUUACCAUACUGAAAAGGUUAUCGAUUGGCCAUAAUUAACUGUAAGGAAGCAUUAUGUAAUGAGAGCUGCAGAAUGUCAGCAUAUUGUUGCUUUAAUUUAAUCAGGGAAUCAUUUGGAAAAUAUCCAUUUUAUGUUCAUUAUAUGCAGUACGUUGCUCUGAUUUGUCCUUGAGGUAUUUUUAUGGUUUCCUGAAGAGAAAUUUGUUCCUGGCGAUUUCUUUACUGUCCUGAGAAAUCUGCAAUUCGCUUUUUUACGGUUUGAACAAUUUUACAAAAAAACUGUCCCACCUGGUUGCAAUCAUGGUAAAAAUAAAGUACAUCUGCUGUCAAUUCCAGGUGACUUUUAUUAUGUCCUGAAAUGUAAAACCUUAGCAUUGACAGAGGUUGUACUUUCUUUUUACGGUGACUGUAAGUCAGUCGAGGAAAAAAAGUGAAACCAUUUAGUUUGAAGUAGGUAAACAUUGAGAAAUAAUUUAUGUGAGAACUGUCAGAUUGUUUUGUCAGAAUAUUGAGUUUAACAGAUUUAAGUUUUGCUACCGUGCAUAGCACACGCAUGUCUUUGGAGUGUGGGCGGAAGCCAGAGCGCCUGGAGAAAAACCCACACAGGCACAGGAAGGACAUGCAAACUCCACACAGGAAGGCCCGAGCUGAACAUCAGGCCACAUCUUGGAGGCGACAACAUGCACUGUGCCAACCCGUCAUAGCCAUUCCCAGUGUUUUUAAUAAGCCAUUCACUUUAUCGCUUCCCUUCUGGUGCAAUUCAUCAGUGUUCAUGUAGCAUUUCAUUAAAAUUCUGGCUACAGUUACCAAAAAAAGGGGUUAACAAGAGUAGCUAAUAUAAGCUAAACAGUAGCUAAUCACCUGCACCUCCCACCUGUUUUCACAAAUCGAACUCUUAUAUUCAAUAUAAAAAAAUAAAUAAAUAAAUAAAUCAUUAUUUAGGUUUGAGUGCAUUACCUGUAGCUUAGGUUGCUUUCAUUGACCUUGACAUUGAUCUGUAUGAGCAUGAUCAUUUGACAUUGAAGCCAGUUCAAAUUUUCUACCUUGGAAACGUCGGUUCGUUCCCUACGAAUCUUCAAACUCCUGAAACUUUCAUUGUUUUUAUGACAAUCGUGCCAAGCAGUUUUUCCCAGAAAGGCAUAAGGAAGCUGAGCUGUAUGUGCAUUUUGAUCAUGUAUUUGUAAAGUAUUAACAGUUUUUACAGGGUGGAAAAUCUUGCUUCUUUAUGUAAGCGCUGCACUGUAUAAUAUGGAUUUUAUCGUUUUACUUAUUGAUAUGAUCUGUGACGUGCGUGGUAUGGUGCCCGCUGUGUUUUAAUGGAGGAGUUUAGCAGCUGAUGAUGAUGAUGAUCUCAACUAUAUUUUUUAGGGGUUUUAACAAUUUGAG